AAUCGAAGCACUCUCAUUUCGCUCUCGCUCUCUUUGCGUGCUGGUCAUUCACAUCUAAACACCUGCUUUAGUUUUACGCAUAAAACGAGAUGCCAAACUGCCCUCGCUGUGACAAACCCGUCUAUUUCGCCGAACGAGUCACAUCCAUCGGUAAGGACUGGCACAGGCCCUGCCUUCGCUGCGAAAAUGAGGCUUGCAAGAAGACGUUAGCUGCUGGUGGCCACUCAGAGCGUGAUGGCAAGCCAUAUUGCAAUCGUUGCUACGGUGCUUUGUUUGGACCUCGCGGAUAUGGUCACGGUGGUGUUGAAUCACAUACGUUCCAUCACGGUCAGACUGGCAAGGUUUAAGCACGACAUUUUGGUAGAUCGAGUGAAUGUGCCGAACCGUCACGUUGUCACCUACACGUUUCUACCCACCAAAUGAUCUUGAUAUGAGUGUAUGUAUUGCGCUGUGUUACAUAGACAUCUAGUUCUGAUCGCCAUUUUCCCUUCC
Messenger RNA from Cylicocyclus nassatus, 492 nucleotides. The record is from the annotation of a GenBank genome assembly. NCBI's taxonomy places the organism in Eukaryota, Metazoa, Nematoda, Chromadorea, Rhabditida, Strongylidae.